Molecule: messenger RNA, 13101 nt
Organism: Plodia interpunctella (Indianmeal moth)
Lineage: Eukaryota; Metazoa; Arthropoda; Insecta; Lepidoptera; Pyralidae
Exons: 10
Coding region: 5494-12195 (2233 amino acids)
Source: RefSeq, a predicted model, not a curated record
CGUUUCGUUCAGCCGGAAUCGGCAUUUCGCUGUUUGUCUCGACUCGACCUGUUUCGUUCCAUAUUCUCCGCGCCCCGUGCCCCGCUCUUCGUCUCUCUCCCCUUCACCGCCAAACAAAAUACGCGCAGCGCGGAGCAUAGAGAAUUAUCGGUGUGGAGAAAACCGAAUUGACGUUGCGUUGUUUUGCUUUCGCUAAAAGUGUUUUUGUCUCAAAAUAUUAACAAAAUGGAUACAGAACACAUUGAGAUUAAAGUUGAAGACGAAAUGGGGAUUUUUGUCAAAGAAGAAGAAACGUUUAUUGAAGGCACGACAUAUGAUGAUGAUAAAUAUGAUGAAGAUACAUCGAAAUCUGAGUAUUUGUUAGUUGAAUCGCACCCGGAACUAUUCGGAAAAGAGCUACUGGUAUACACUACAAAAGUUGAUGAUGUUUGGACUAAAAAUUAUAAAUAUCCAAGAAAUGUUUUGAGUGUAAUUGAAAAUAAAACCAAGCCUGUUUUCAACGGAAAAUUGAUAAAAAAGAAGAGAAGGAAAUACACAAUAAAAUUUAAUCGCUUCAUACACAUUUUGGAAGACUACAAUCGUGAUAUCAGACGUUAUAAAAAUAAACAGUUAUUUUUCGAUUGUAAGAAAAAUAAAAAAAGUGUUAUAGCAAAUCUUGAACAAAGAAAACAUGGAACCAUACAAACCAUCGUCGUAAAUGAUGACAGUGAUGAACCAUUAUCUCAAACUAACACAAAUGAUAAAGUUGAUUUAGUUCAUGCUGACAACUCCUCGAAUAUUGCUGGCAAAAGUGGAAAGAAGACCCUUUAUUACACAAUUGUAAUGCAUACAAUACGAUUAUUACAAGACAUGAGCUUUCCAUGUCGAUUAUAUGAUGUUUAUAUUAUGAACAAAGAUGGGAUGCCACAAGAAUUUUACCAAGUUGAUAAAACAUGUCUCAGUAGUAUUUCUGCUCAUACUAAGAAAAAUAUAUCUACUAAAAUAAACAAUUGCUGCUGGUAUAAAAGAGAGCAGAAAAUAAAACAAAUGACACAAGAACCAUGCACAAAAUUUAAAUCAUUUCUGAGGAUAUCUCAUACCUGUGAAGCAAAACAGUGUAUAUGUUGUUGUAAAAGAAAGUACGUGACUAGUGAUAACACGAAACACAUUCCGGAGAAUACGAAACCAAUUCCGGAGAAUGCGAAACCAAUUGAGCAGAAUCAGAGAAAGGAUUAUUUUCAGAAUCGUUGGCACAAAGGUUUGUUAAAAACUCCUGUGACAAAUAGAAGUAGUGUAAUAAAUGUCGCAUUAGCUAGUAGACCAAACAAGAAAAUAAAUAAAAAACAUAGAAGGAAAGGCCACUAUCUUGACACACAUUUGAGUUUAAAAAUUGGUGGAACUCAACAAUUUGACUACUAUAUUGAUGAAAAUGGUUUGGUCAAUACUUUGGUCAAAACAUUUGAUUGCCCUGAAUCUAUUGCAACAAAUCAUUGUAAAGCUAUGAUAGAUAUUAACAAAUCUCAAGCUGUUAACGUUGUUGAAGAUAUAUGUUGUGCCGACAAGUAUAAUAAAUAUCUUUUAAAAUUAGUUAAACUCGGCGAAUCGAACCUUGCAAAAUUUAUAAAUACUUGUGGAAUCUCUUUGGAAAGGUGUGAUAUUUGUAAAAAUGUAGAAUCACAAAAUUCAAUUGGUGCUAAAAGCGUAGCAUUAGAUAUUUCUUUACCAAAAUAUCCUAAACAUGUCUUAAACUACACAAAGAAAAAAAAAGUGCGACCUUAUGUCAUGUUUAAAAAUAAUAAAAAAAUACCAAUAAGUAAAACUGAAACUGUUGAUUUAGAAAAAUUGAAUAAAAAUGACAAUCUCAAUUCAAUUGGUUCAGACAUUGCAGAUAUACAACUUGUUAUUGCGCCUGGUGGAUGCGUUAAAAUCCAAACCAAAAGUAAUCCAGAAAGAAUAUCAACAGAGAAUUUAAUAAUGUUAAAAGAAAUAAUUAAUUAUACUAGUCAUAAAAUAGCAUCCCUAAAUCUUAAUAUUAAUCAAACAAUCAACAUACGCGAUUUAAUUCCUAAAACACCACUAACUCAUACAUCCUACAUUAAAACAGCAACAACUAAUGUUGCGCAACAAAAGGACACAAAUGGCUCAAUUCCAAAAUAUUUAACUAAUAUUGAAAAAAUAGCCACAGAUACACAACUAAGACAAAUAAUACAUCAUAAUAUAAAAGAUAUAACCGAUACUAAAACAACUGCCACUGCUGUUAUUCAACCACAGCAUACGAAAAAAUCCAUAACAAAAGAAACCUCUGAAAAUAACAAUGAGACGUUGAUUGAUGACAUAGAAAUUAUUGUCAAUUUAAAUAACUUACAGCCUGUGUCUUCAAUAAGUAAUAUAUCUACAGGAGCUGCAGAACUUGUAGAAAACAUUUAUCAAAAUUUUACAAUUAUAAGUGCACAAAAACGGAAACAGUAUCUUAUUUCACAUGCGUUUAUUACGAAUACAACCCCGGAUUUAUGGACAAAUGUGAAAAAUUUACAACCUCAAAUAUAUGUAAACCGCAACGUUGUGACCACAACUCAUAUGCAAAAAGAAAAUAUUAAGAGAAGAACAAUAGACAAAUGUACUUCACCUCCUCCAAAAAAAAUGGGAAGAGCUGAUUCAGAUGAAACAAUUGCAAAACAUAAUAUCGUUGUCUCCAUGCCGUCUACAAGUGGAGUAAUUUUAAGAAAUGCUCUUUUGACCCCAUCAUUCCAACCUGACAACAUCGAAGACCUUAGUUCAAUGAAUACAAAUGUGACAAGAACAGUACCAAAUAACAUGACUGUGAUACCUAUAUGUCAGUUGCCACAGGAAUUAGUUACAAGUUUAUAUAGUCAAUACGCCAUGUUGCCUUUCCAGCAUAAUGAAGACACGAUUCCAAUUCCUGGCCCAAUUAAUAUGACAGAACGUGUUUCUCUGCUACCAACUCUGACGCAAAUGCCCAAUACAAUUAUACCCGUAGUUUUACCCAGCAAUGAUACUGUAAUAAAAACUGAAAAUGUUGAUAUCGAAGUAAAUAAAGAUGACGACUGCAUUUUGGGUGUAUGAUAUGAACAAUGAACAAUGUUUGUGGAUAGUAAAACAUUGUUCAUUUUCGAAAAUUUCAGUAUAGAACGUAUAGUAUACGGCGACACACAUGAGGCACAACCCUAAAAAUAAAAGGCUAAAAUAUGUUCUACGAAUAUGUGUAUGUGUGAGUUAAGUUUGCGCACUAGGUAUCACAUCCACAUCACUACUGUUAGCACGGGGAGUGGGCAGUUGGCUGCCCCUUGUAUGUACCUAACUACCUACUUUACAGUCAUGUUAUGUACUGUACAGUAGAGUUAAAUAUAUAUUUGCAUACUUUGGCUAGGUUACUAAAUACAAAUGUAUCUUUGAAAUAUUAUAUAUAAUAUUCGAAUUUAUUAAAAUUUUUCUUCUUGUUUGUUACGUUAUGUUCUUUCUUGUUUGUUACGUUAAUUACAUGUCAAUAUUUAAAUGUUUUUAUUGUAGUUUCAUACAUUAGUUAACAUAUUAAUGGUUAAACACAACGUUUAUCAGUGUCUCAACAGAAAUGUUAAAUUAUUGUUCUAUAAGUGAAGCUCGUUAUUUACUUGAACUAGAAAAAAAUAUCAACACAAAGCUGCAUUUUCUUUUUCUUGUAUUUUCGUUGUUAUUCCAAUUUACACAAUGCAUGUGGGUUUUAAAAAUGCUUGCAGUUAAGUUUUUAGAGUUCCAACUUUCAAACAAACCUCGGUAGGUUCCAAACCUCAAAAGAAAAAAAUCUUUACCAAGUUUAAUAGGUACCUGAGUCAUAUAGUUAAAAGUAUUAACGGUUGAUUUUAACGUUAAAAGUUUUAUCACGAAGCGUUGAUGCAUUCAAAUCCAUACAAAAGCGUGAUUUCGGAAUAGUUAUAUAAGUAGGUCUGCUCAUUACGUGUCUGUCAUUACCUAGUUACCUACCUACGUUAUUUCUACCGAGUCUUGUGUAAACAUGAUUCACAUCACAGUAUAAUCAUUAUUGUUUUUUUUUUUAAUAAUCAGUUCAAACCUAUAGGUACAAUCGAAAUUAAAACAUUAACUAUUUUAUUAGCAGAACAUGUUCAUUACAAGUCUGAUACUCAUACAUUACAAGACUGUAUUAUUUAUUUUGCUGUAAAAUCUUAAAGACGUGUUGCGACUGUUUACAUAAUAAGAGUUGUAAGAAGAAAUGGAGUCUACAUAAAAAAAUCUGACUUCGGAAGACGACCGAGUUCGAGGCCACUCCACAUCAAGUGACGUCACUGACCUCCAUUUUGUAAGCCGCGGCGCGCCGUGUCGUAUGUCCCCUACCAUAUUCUCUUAUCACUCGAAUCAAAGGAGCGUACAUUAAAAUCCAAAAUGCGACAAUUCAUUUAUGAGAAUGAAAUGUGAGUGUGAAAUAAAAAUCAGAUAUAUAGGUUCAGAUUUUUAUUCAGACCAAGACCAAAAUUAAACGCAAAUAUUAUAUUUUGUAUUACUUAGGUACAUGUACAAUAAUUUCAUACAAAAUUUAAAAUUUGCAUUAUAUUUUUAAUUAUUCAAAUCUUGUUUUAUUAAAAACGUCUUAAAUAUUCUAAUUUCCACUGUACCUAGUUUUUGUUAAUGAUUAUUUCCUCUAAUUCAACACAAAAAUGCGACUGCGAAAGAAAAAAAAAGAAAUGACAGAGUAAACGGGCACCUAAUGUGAUAAAUCAAUAUUAUUCGAAUUAAUUACAUACACAUACUGGUGAAAAAUAAUAAUGGUAACUGACGUUUAUUUUGUAGGUCGCUGGACAAUGGUAGCGGCUGUAUAAAAUGCGUUAUCUAUUCGUUAUAGUGAUAUGAUUAUAACAAACAAAACAUUCUAACACCUAUACUAAAAAUAUUAUAUAAAAAUAGCAUAUAGGAAAUUAAUGACCCAUUACGUGAGUUACUUAAUAAAUUUAAUAGUAACUUAAGUACCGCGCAUUGUAGCUGUACCUAAGAAGUUGCACCAUAAAAUUGCACAUUACAUUGCCGUGAAACCAUUAUUAUUUAUAUCCCUUGAUCGUAGCUACCAGAUAUCCAAUUUACUUUCUGAAUUGUUUUGUGAAGCAUUUACUAAUGUUGAAAUGUUUACGUAACUAGGUAGUCAAAUUUUGACAAGUAUGGAGAGCCUAAAGCGAGGCCUAAAGACACGUCCAACGCGGGCAAAAGUCAUUUUAGAAAUGUACCAAGAACCGGUGUUCGCCGCGCGGCGAUUUUCUGUCUUUUUCUAGCACCUGUUUUUGCUGACUAUCUCACUCGCACUCGUUUCCCUGCGCUAUGUAGACUCGCCAUGAGCCGAAUAAAUGAAAAUAUCGCCAUUUUGUCGUUGCACGCCAACAAGACGAUAUGGCAUGUGGGAAAUGUGUGCAGUGAAUAAUAUGUGUAUAAUUAACGUAAAAAGAAGAUACAAACACCACAUUUUAUUACAUCAAUGUAAUUCGUCUGUAGCAGCAACAAUAGCCCACAGCCAAGAUGACAGAAUUGGAGAAGUUCAAACGGCGCAUGAUCCGUAUGGUGGCGCGUCUCCACGUGCAGGAGAAGAAACCAGAAGACGAGCUCUGGGAGUACUUGCGCAAGCAAACCAAAUGUGACUGCAAAUGGCUGUGGGAGCGAAUGCGUGCCCUUACACUGAAGAGACUGAAGCGGCUUCUCAUCGCGGAAGAUAAACUGGAGAAGAUCACAGCCAUCGCAAGAAUGUCGCUCACUGAUUGGCUGCUGUUCGACUGGAUACUCGUGCACGAGAAGAUCGACGUUAUUGGCACGGAGUUGAUGGCCGAAGGUCGCAAAGGGGAGCCGCGGCCGUUGUUCGACCUGUUCUCCCUAGUGCAGGCCUACGAUCUGGAGGGGCUGACCGGGGAGGCGCUGGCUCGUGCCUGGACCGCCGCCACUCUUUCUUACAACAGCCGAGGACGACAAUGCUCGCCGAUGCUGCUGCAGCGUCGUUGGUACCAACUGAAGGAAGUGACGCGCCAAAAGUUCUAUAAUUUCUGGUUCAUGUACCGCGGGAACAUCAAGUUGCUCGAAGACGCGCUCAAAGACAAACCUACUAGGCUGCAGUCGGCUGUCGCCAAACGAUAUCCCCACAUCAUCACUACACCGUUCGUUCCUUGGGAGGAGCUGAUACAGAAAAGGCUGGUCAUCAUGCCUCCGGAGUUUGAAUUACAAAUGAAGUCGCGGUCAGCUAAAUUACCUAUCCCAAUAGACGAAAAUGACGCAGAUGUCGUAUGCGUAGAACCUGAAAUAGAAACAAUAGAUUUAGGAGUCGACUCAGACUCUGAUAACGCUCUCAGAGAUGAAGUGGAAGGUAGCAAAGCUAAACAAAUGAUAACCGAUGAAGAUGUUUCUGCUGUUCAAAGUAUCACAGUAAAAAAAGAACCAAUGGAUGAAGACGAUUACGUAGAAAGUAUAGAUCUAGAAACAGAUCAAAUAAACUUAGACUUGGACAUGGAAGGUAUAGAUGCUCUUGAAAAUAUAGACAUUCCUAUAGAAGAUGAAAAUGAGGAUUCUUUAGAUAACACCGACGCUGUGGAAUCAACUGAAGAUGAAACUAGGGAAAGUACAGAAGCUGAAAAUGGUAUAAGCAAUGAAAAAGAUUUACCGAAUACUAAUAAAGAUUCUAUAAUGUCAGAUACUGUUGAUGUGACUUCUUCACCUACAAGAGAUCCAGAUCACUUCCAUGACAAGAAUGAUAUUACGCGUGAAAUGCCUGCUGAUAAUGUAACAUCUCCAGAUAAUUCAGAACCAAAUGACGACGUAACUAUAUUAAAUACAGAAAAACCUACUGAAAUCUUGCCGGAUGCCGAAUUUACGCCAAAAAUGGAACCAUCAGAGAUUUUAGACGCUGACACAAAUAAUUCGGAGUUAAAUUCGGAUACUGCAGACACUGCAGUUAUGCCACAAAUAUCAAAUGUAUUUGGUAAUGUUAACAUUCCAGAAGAGUCGUUACAUGUAUUGAGCAGUUACGUAACAACAACUCAAAGUGAAGAAAUUGCUGCUAAAGAUAAUAUUGUUGACGAAAUUGAAGACGAUAUUAUAAAAACUGAAAUCGAUGUUUCUUACGAAGGGGAAUAUUCAGAAUUAAAUGACACUGAUAAUGUUGUUCAAGCUACAGAUACUAACGCAGUUGUAGAUGAUUGUAAACUUAACACUGUUAAGGAGAAAUCAAUUGUUCAUUCGUUUAGUGAAGUUAUUCCCGAUGUAACGUUCGUGGAUGACGGCAUCGAGUUCAUUGAUGAUGGAAUUAUAGAAGAACAAGAAGGAGUACAUACGGAUUUUAUUAAUGCAGAGCCUAAAAUUAAACAGGAAAUUGUAGAUAAGAACAAUGGAGAAUCUCAAUCAAUCGACUUAAAGCUUCUUAUGGUCCCAGUAGUGUACACUGUGAAAUUAGAGCAUAUGACUGUAUUAAAAAAUGAGCAGAUAUCACACGUAAACGAUAAAAGAAGAAUAGAGAUAAUUUUAAAUGAAAGCAAACCAGUGAGAAAGAUAUCGAUGCAUAUUAAAGAAGAGCAACCUGCUGUUAAUGUCGUAUCAGAUGGUGAUGGUCAUGCCACACAUGAUGAUUUAUUUGAUCGGCCGAAAAGUGCAGAUGAUGUUGACAGCAAUUCUGAAGAUGAAUCCUUGAAGCCGUCCAAGGAUAUGUCGAUACCAGAAGAGAAAAGAGUUAACAUGUCUAGCAUUCUUUUCCAGAAACCAAGAUAUCGAGAUUACAGUAACCCUCUAGUCGUUUGCAAGAAUCCAGACUUCAACACAAGAUUGAAAAGGCUCACUGUUGGGUUUUUAAGUCACACUCGCAAUAGGUAUUUAUUAAGGGCUUGUAAACCAUUAACUAUUGAUCUUUGUAAAGCGUUCGAAAGUAAACUUGUUAAUAAUACCAUUUAUUUUAAGCAAGGUCCUGUCAGUGAACUUACAGUGAAAGAGGAACCAUCUGAAUCAAAUGAUAAAGAUCGACUAACACCGCCUGUACUUUCUCAAGAUAAUUUGAUAAAUACGUCAGCAGUUUCGACAUCGAAUUCUGGUCCAAGUCUUGUGGAUACUAUAGUCAAGCAACCAUUUUUGUCCCCACCAGCCAAAGAGCCCCACAUAAAUGUACAUAAUACAAAAGAUAAUGAAGAUGUCUUAACGGAACGCAAUAAAGUCAUCGUUUUACCUAAUAUUGAUAACGUGAGACGCAUAAAUCGAAAGCUAUUAGUGGCAGAAGUUUCACCAAUGCGAAUAGAUAAAUCAAAUUAUAAAGUUCCUGUGUCACUUGUCUCAGAAUCAGAAGAAAAUUUGAAACCGUCUACAAGUAGGGAGAAAUGUAUUGAUAAAACUCUAGAAAAUGAAAUCAGUGGUAGAACUGUGUUAUGUAGUGGUGAGGUUAUCAAAGGUGUGACUAAUACCUACAUUACUCAUAAAGUCGGGCCAAAGUCCAAAGGGCAGAACUCAGGGACCACAAAUCUCAAGACAAAUCGAAAGAACAAAACAAAAACUCUUCCAUGGAGACCACUAGACCAUAGAGCAAAGGUAGGUUUUUGGAUGACAAAUUUAAAAAAACCCACGCCAAUUAGGCAUUCCGAAGACCAGUUGUUAACUGUUGACACCCUGAAUAAAAUGUUACAUAUAAUCGAUAUAAAAGACCUUAAAAAUGCAUCAGAGGCAAGUUUGCAUACGACAGGAAAAAAAAAGAAACAUCUCAACCAAACAAAGGAAAUGCACCAACUACAGGAAAAAGUCAAUGAAAUACAGAGGAAGUUAGCGGGGGCAAAUAGUCAUGAUAAACAAAAAAGGACACGUAAGAGAGCACCGAAACGUAAUAAGAUGAGCGCAUCCACAAUUCAGGGUGGAUAUGGCACGCAUUGUUGCUGGAUCAAGUUCAAGGAAAUAAAUCCGGAUAUGCGAAACCCACAUCCUUGCGGUGCAAAAUGCACUUGCUGUUGCGGAGAAAAAGGAAUUAAUGACACAGACCCAUCUAUCAUUAAAGUUUGCGAGUCUAUAGAAAGUGUAGUGGAGAAGUCACGUGAAAUUGUAGAAAAUGAAAAUUGUGAACAAGUGCAAUUUAAAGAUUUAUUUCAAACGAAAACAGCUGAAAUCAGUACUUCUGAGAAUAAUAUUAUUGAUUUGGAUUCUGUUGAACAUAACACAGCGGGAGAUAAGAUUAUUGAUAUUAAUAUCGAUGAAAAUAAAACCACUGAUAUUGUUGAAUCGAAUAACAUUGACCCUAAUAGUUCCUCGGUACCAGAUAAUAUCAUAUCAUCUGAAAAUAUUUCUGAAAGUAAUAUCACUGAUAACGAAAAGGUUAACAAUAGAAAUGACAUUCGUAAUAAUCAUGAUAAUACUGUUGUUGUGGAAGAUUCUGAUGAAACUGACCCUGGAAGCACGAUACCCCUUUCUGUAAAAAAUAAUUUACACGGUGCUCCAGACAAAUCGAAAAUUUAUAUCAGAAAAAGGGUAAAUAAAAAAUCAAACAUUUCAGUGAUUAAUCGUCCACAACAAUCAAAUAAAAAAAUUGCAGGGACUAAUGUUGCUCCUGAUCAAAAAUCGCUUACUGUUAUUUCAGGUGAAACUAUUGUAAGCCAUGGUCAAACAUCAAAUAUUGACGAUUGCGUGGUAAUAGACUCUGAUGAUUCUGAAACUCGAAGUGAGAAUCCUCCCCCUGUGAAAAUCAAUGUUUAUGCCGCCAGUUCAGACAUUGCUAAAAGAAAAAAAGGUAGACCACUGAAAAGCGCGCCACCUAUAGCAGUGCGUUUACAGCAGCUCAUUACGAAACAAACAACAGUCCCUCCUCAAGAUAAGAAUCCAACAAAUGAACGAAAACUACGUAGUCGAUUUAACCUUAUUCCAGUAAAAAAGACCGAAAUAGAGUGCGAUAAAAAUAUUUUAUUCCUAAAUAGUGCACAUAUAUCUAACAAACCUAAUCCAAUAUUUCUAGGCAAAAAUAAAAUUCUGCUAACAGACGUGCCACUUCCACGUAUUAAAAACAAACCAGUCAUAGUGCAACCUCCUACUCCUAUUAUGACCGCAUCGUCUCUGCCUCGAGGUGUGAAUUUGAUUUUAACACCGAGCGGAGCUCUCAAUUGUACUGUAGACCCCAACAUUCAGUUGACUGCUGAGGAAAUUACCAGAUUAGGGGAAAUCAUUGAGGACCUUCAAAAAAAAAUAAGCUCUGUAUCAAAUAUAACUAUGCCAAAUUUGCAAUUAGGACCUACUUUACAAUUAUUACCCGGAGCAGUACCUACUGCCGUACAAACUACUAGUGAUAUUGUUAAUUUAGUUGAUGAAGAAAACAUCGCAGAGAAAAACUCAAACAAUGAUAAGCAAGAUAACAAUCCAACAAUGAUUUUGGAGAAUGAAAAGGUCGAAAGUGUAACUCCUAAUGCUGAAGGCGGUAAUUUAAUGACUGAAAACGUGCUUUCUAUUGAAGAAAACACGGUUACUAUUUCUGAUAUGGUUGAUCCUGUUUUAGAUGCAUCUACAACUGCUAUAGCUAAUUCUUCUAUAGAUCAGCCUUCCUCUGUAUUAAAUGUUACAGUAGAAUCAGUACAAAAUACAGAUAUGGGUAAUGAUAUUCCAGACAAAGUUUCUGAUGCUAAUAAUGAGUCAGUGUCAGUUGGAACGAGUAAAGAUGAUACAGAAGAAAGUUUAGAAGUCCGAAGCACAGAUAGUACAGGUAUUGAUAAUAGCAAUCCAGAUGUAAAUGAACAUUGUAAUGUAACUAAUGAGUUAGAGUCAGGACAAAUUUGCAAAGAUGAUAUACAAAAUACAAGUAUUGGAAUUAAUGAUCCAAUUAUAAAUAAAGAUUCUAACGAAACAGUGUCAGUUAAAAUUAGUAAUGAUGGUACAAAAGAAAUUUCGGAAAUCGAAAAAACAGAACUAGAUAAUAACAUUCAAGAUAUAAAUAAAUAUUCUGAUGUAACUAAUGACACAGUGUCGGUUGAAAAGUGUAAAGAUGGUACUCAGGGAAAUUCGGAAAUCGAAAAUACAGAACUUGGUAAUAACAUUGAAGAUAUAAAUAAAGAUUCUGAUGUAACUAUCGACGCAGUGUCAGUUGAAAAGUGUAAAGAUGAUACUCAGGGAAAUUCUGAAGAAGAGAAAAUUAUCGAACCGGACAUAUCAAAUAAGAAAACUAUAUUAUCAGACCUCAUGGAGAUGUCUGGAAUAUUUGACGAAGACAUUGCCCCCGUCGCUGAAACGGCACCACAACCGGUUGUGUUACCAUGCCCCAUUAUUCCUGAAGUAUCAAAUGUACCGAUCCCGCCGCCACUGCACAUAAUUGAUACAAAUCAGUCGCCAUUACAGACCGUUAGCAACUCUUUUCCUGAGCUCAAUCCUGUUACAUCAUUUGAUGAACUUAAAUACGCGUGCUUGCAUAAUGGAAACUUCUUUAAACUGGAUCUGGAAUGCAAUACGUUAGCUCCUAUAAAUGUAUGUAUUAAGCGAAAGCACGUAACACCGACAGUACCUUCACAAUUUGUGGAUCUAACAAAAGACGGAGAUGAUGCAGAAAAUGAGGAGAAAGAAAAAGAAAGGAUGCAAGAUGAGGACUCAUUGCCCACUUUUGUAGUACGAAAAACAGCUGUACCAAAAAGGAUAUCUAAACUGUCUUUGCUUAAGAAAGGAGCAACAGCCACGCCGCUUAAACUGUUUAAAGUUGUACACCCGUUAGCGCCGAACACACCCCAAGAAAAUAAAAACCAUAAAGAACCCAAUACAAAUACAGUCUCAGAUACAGAAAUGGCAACUAAAUCUAUAAAAAAACAUGCUAGAAAACAGAAUUUUGGGAAAAAAACUUACGAAAUGCAAUAUGUGAAUUUCCUUGCGAUUGACGGUGAGCAGGAGAAUUACGAAUUCGAAGGAUCUUUUGAAGAACCUGUUGCUGCUGUUGACGAUAAUGAUUCCUCUGAUGAUGAGCCACUAGCGAAGAAAGUGAGGCGAAGAGAGGAGAUGCAAAAUGAGGCUCAGAAAAUUACAGUUGAUACAGCGUCGGAGGUUCUUGCGACGAGCGAGGGAAAUGAAUCUACAAUUAAUGAAUCGAUGGAUGUAACAGUAGAUACUCUUGAAAAUAAUGUGUUACCAUUACCUAUGGAAGGAGUUGAAGAAGGCGUAGAAGGUGCGGAAGGCGUGGAAGGUCCAACAACACUUGAAUUCCUAUCAGAUCACAAUGAAGAACAGGCGGAGGAUUGUAUAUUAGGAUUUUGAAAAUAAGAUUUAAAUGUGAUGAAUAAUAUUUUUUGUUUUUUAUGCUAUUCAAUAUGGGAAAAAUGUAUUGGGAUAAACCAAUAUAAAACUGUGCAGUGUUAAAUUAUUAAAUAACUCUCUCUAUGAGAGUAAAGUUAUGAUGGAACUCGGUUUUCUAUCUAAAUUGAUUUAUAUCUACUUAACAUCACACUUGUUGAGAAUAGUCUUAUAAAUUACUUGUUACAAUCUUAAUUUUCAUUUUUUAAUUUGUGUUUUAAGUCAACUAUAACUUUUAUAACUUGUUUGAUAAACAUGGUCCUUCUAAACAUACCACAGGGUAUAGAUAAAUACUUUUCAAGCUGUUUACAUUAUUAAACGGGAGAAAUAUGUAAAGAUAAUAUAUAAAAUUUAUUUUUGUAUGAGCCUGUUUUGCGGUACUCGUUCACUACAUUUUUUUACCAUUGGAAUACCAAAUAUAAUGGUCAAGAUUGGUUGAUAAACACAGUGUUGCUGGCCAACUGGAGACAGCGCUCUCAUUUAAUUUCACCUUUUUUGCAGACUGUAACUCCUUAUAGGUAAAACCUUCUUAUUCCCCGGACCAUUUUUAUCCAUUUUUUUAAAUAGUGUUCGUGAGUACCUCUUUCGAUUGUAUUUAGGUUGUUUAAGAUUGUGUUUGUGAUAUUAAACAAGAUUAGAUAACUAUGUAAAUUAUUACCUAGAUAAGAUGUGAUUUUUUUAAUUCUUGACUAUUUUAAUAAAUAUUUAUAAUAGUUAAGCUUAGUAUCAACAAAAUACUAUUGUGAGAAGUUAUUUGUUUCUAAAAUGCAAUAGCUUUGAAAUGCAUUUCCGUACUUAUUAUGUGAAUAUUGUGGACAUUACGGUUAACUAUGGAAGUAAAGAAAAAAAGUAAAUUAUGUUGAUCAUAAC